This is a messenger RNA of Vanderwaltozyma polyspora DSM 70294, 417 nucleotides long. It is a transcript of the gene SDD2, whose product is annotated as Sdd2p. Bases 1 to 417 code for a protein of 138 amino acids. Gene Ontology annotation, cellular component: cytosol; nucleus. NCBI's taxonomy places the organism in Eukaryota, Fungi, Ascomycota, Saccharomycetes, Saccharomycetales, Saccharomycetaceae. Gene Ontology annotation, molecular function: DNA binding. The record is from RefSeq and is a predicted model, not a curated record. The transcript has a single exon.
AUGGAUUCUGAAUUGCAAGCUUUAAGAGAAGCUAGAUUGGCUGAAUUGAAGAGGGGCACUGCUUCUGGUGGUGACAACGCUUCUGGGAGAAGUGGGAAUGGUGGAGGUGAACCUGUAGGGUCUGCGAUUGCAUCUUUUUUGGAACCUGAAGCUUUAGAGAGAUUGACUAGAGUUUCAUUAGUGAGACCUGAUAGAGCCCAAGCAGUAGAACAGUAUCUGAAACAAAUUAUAGGCACAGGUCAAGUAUCCCACAAAGUGACUGAAGAUGAAAUUGUUCAUAUCUUAAAUGGAAUUGCCAGAGAACAGAAAAAGAAAAAUGACGUUAAGAUUAUCUUUGAUAGAAAAGAACAUGAUUUCAAUGAUACUUUGGAUAAGAAAGGGGAUGAAGAUGAUGAUGAGGAUGAUUUUUUUGAUUGA